GGUAUCUUGCUCUUCAAUUAAUAAUGCUGUAAUGGAGUCUUCUGCAGUCAAGUUUGUCCCGAACAUACAUUCAGGAAGCCACAGUGACACUGGAUCAAGGGAUUCCAUGGAUGACGAACACAUUCGGAUCGAUGAUCAAUCUGCCCAUGUGGGGCCUCGCUUCAAGUGUCCCUUUCCAAGUGCAUUUUAUGCGGUUUUUGACGGUCAUGGAGGGCCUGAGGCAGCUGCUUAUAUCAAAAGGAAUGCCAUGAGACUAUUCUUUGAAGAUGCUGAUUUACCGCAGAGAAUGGAUAUGGAUGCUGUUUUCUUCAGAGAGUUGGAGAAUUCCCACAGGAAAGCAUUUCUACUGGCAGACCAUGCCUUGGCUGAUGAACAAAGUGUGAGAAGUUCGUGUGGAACAACAGCUUUGACUGCUCUUAUACUUGGAAGGCAUUUAAUGGUUGCAAAUGCUGGUGACUGUCUAGCGGUUCUUUGCAGGAAAGGAAUAGCAGUUGACAUGUCUCAAGAUCAUAGACCUAGUUACUUGCCGGAACGUAUGCGAGUUGAGCAGUUGGGUGGUUACAUUGAUGAUGGAUAUCUUAACGGUUCUAUCUCAGUCACUCGAGUUCUUGGAGAUUGGGGCUUAAAAUUACCAUUGGGUUCCUCAUUGCCUCUCAUUGCCGAGCCAGAUGUUCAGCAGGUUAACAGAAUAUAAUGAGUUUUUUUUAUCAUUGAUUGUGAUGGGAUCUGGGAUGUCAUUUCAAGCCAAUAUGCUGUGAGUCGGGUUCGGCAUGGGCUGAGGAGGCACGAUGACCCCCAACAGUGUGACAAAGAGCUCGUCAAGGAAGCACUGCGCCUGAACACAUCAGAUAACCUCACAGUUAUUGUUGUGCGCCUCUCUACCCCAGAACAUGUUGAGUUCCCUCGCCAGCGCCCGAGGUUGAGAACCUGCAGCCUCUCGGAGGAAGCACGCAGCCGGCUGAGAAGCUUGUUAGAAGGCAAUUGAAUGUAAAUAGUAGUCAAUUCCCAUU
Molecule: messenger RNA, 1010 nt
Organism: Malus domestica (apple)
Lineage: Eukaryota; Viridiplantae; Streptophyta; Magnoliopsida; Rosales; Rosaceae
Source: RefSeq, a predicted model, not a curated record